This is a messenger RNA of Eremothecium cymbalariae DBVPG#7215, 2427 nucleotides long. RefSeq names its product chloride channel protein. Gene Ontology annotation, cellular component: membrane; Golgi apparatus; early endosome. Bases 1 to 2427 code for a protein of 808 amino acids. The record is from RefSeq and is a predicted model, not a curated record. Gene Ontology annotation, biological process: chloride transport; transmembrane transport. The transcript has a single exon. Lineage: Eukaryota; Fungi; Ascomycota; Saccharomycetes; Saccharomycetales; Saccharomycetaceae. Gene Ontology annotation, molecular function: voltage-gated chloride channel activity.
AUGGUGGACUUUAGGUAUAGAACUAAGAGUGGGGAUCUUAUAACGAAGUACCAGUCGUUUGAUGCUAUUGGUGAAAAUGAGAACACGGCACAGGUUUCAAAGGUACGUAGAUAUUUCUAUGAUGAUUUUACGUCAUUGGACUGGACACAAGACUAUCUCAAGGAUAUUAGUUAUAGGCAGCAGAUCAGGUCAUUAUCGGGGGUUGUCGGACAGUUGAAACGUUGCAUUGAUUCUUUGAAGGACUGGAUCCUUAUUACAUUUAUUGCAUUUUCCUGUUCUUUAAUUGCUUAUACGAUAGCCAUAUUUGAAGGGUUGCUGAUUGAUUUAAAGAGGGGCUAUUGUGCGUCGAACAUUUUUAAUAACGAAAAGAGGUGCUGCGGAGGGUAUGGCUGUACAAGUUGGGUCUUAUGGACUGAUUUUUUUGAUGGGGGUAGGAUAUGGAGGUUUGAAGCUGAGUUUGUUAUUUACCUCAGUUUGAGUUUGAUCUUUGCAUAUUUGGCUGUCUUAAUUACACUUACAACGAAGAGCGAAAACCCUUUGGCGUCCAAAACAAACAGACUUCAGAAAACUACCUAUGCUGCUUACGGUAGCGGUGUCCCAGAAGUUAAGACGAUUCUUUCUGGUUUCACUAUCAGAAAAUUUCUAGGAUCAUAUACGUUGUUAACAAAGUCGUCCGCAUUGGUUUUUGCAAUCGCUUCAGGCAUGUCUCUAGGAAAGGAGGGACCUUACGUGCAUUUGACUACAUGUGUUGGUAAUAUAUCUUCCAGAAUCUUUAAAAAGUUCAGAGAUAAUGGUGUUGAGAGACGGAUAAUAUUAUCUGCUGCUGCGGCAGCUGGUGUAACAUUAGCAUUUGGAUCACCUUUAGGGGGUGUUUUAUUCUCACUUGAAGAAGUAAGUUAUUACCUACCUGGAAACCAGUUGUUUAAAAGCUUCUUCUGUGCGAUUAUGAGUCACCUCUUUAUGAUCCUUCUGAACCCAUACGAAACAGGGAAGUCAGUUCUUUUUGAGGUUUCUUAUGACUCUGAUUGGCAAUAUUUGGAAGUCAUACUACAUAUAAUGAUUGGAAUCGUUGGUGGUAUAUUUGGAGCUUUGUUUUGUAAGUUCGUUAAUUUUUGGGCGGAUUGGUUCAGAAAUAGUAAGUAUAUGAAAUCACACCCUAUUCGUGAGGUGUUGUUAAUAUCGUUGGUAACUGCAUUGCUUACGUUUGGAAACAAAUACACUAGUGUUGCCGUCCCUGAACUUUUAGCAGAACUGUCUUCACCUUGCUACCUUCCUAACGAUUCUACAGGUAUUGCUGGUCUAUGUCCAGAUGACACUUCCAAAUUCCCAGCGGAGCUAUGGCCUUUAUUAUAUGCAUUAGUUGUAAAAAUUGUAUUAACCGCUGUGACUUUUGGCCUUAAAGUACCUGCUGGUAUAUAUGUUCCUAGUAUGGUUAUAGGUGCCCUCUUUGGAAGAAUAUUUGCAAUGUAUUUUCAGUAUCUGGGAAGCGUCCAAAAGUUACCUAUAGUUGUGCAGAUUAUUUCCCCAAAGGGGAAGGAUGGUACUUUCAUAGACUUUGGCAUAUAUGCUAUGAUAUCUGCAGGUGCUUUUAUGGCGGGCGUGACGAGGAUGAACAUCACAUUGGCCACUAUCAUGGCUGAAUUGACAUCUUCAUAUAAUUAUGUGGUUCCAUUCUCAAUUGCAAUAGCUGUUUCAGUAUUUGUUGCUAAUGCAAUAGAACCAAAAUCACUAUACGAGGUCUUGAUUCAGAAAAAUGAUUUUCCAUACUUGAACAAUCGUAAAGCACACAACUUUUCUGGGAUCGAGACUCAAUUAUCUGAGAUUAUCACGAGGUUUGACCAUCCUGCCUUUAGAGCGUCUAAGAUGUACAUCAAUGUCACCAACGAUAAGUACGUCUCGAUAACAGAACUGCGAAGUAUUUUGACCUACGUUCAAAACGAGGGCCUAGUAGACUGGUCAAUACCAAUUUUGAAAGACGGGAAGUUGGUUUCCAUCCUACCUUCUCCUGAACUCGAGCCAAAACUAGAUACCAUAACCCAUUUCAUCAAAGAGUAUCACAUUAUUACAGAUAUAAAAAUUAAACUAAGUGAUAUCCAGGACAUCACAUUCAAACUAAUUGACACUAAGGGUGAUAAUUCAUCUAUAGAUCAAUCUUAUUUAGGGGAUACCGGACCCAAUAAGCGAAUACUCGGAAGUACUGAAUCUGAGGAGAUUAUUUUCCGCACGCUAAAUACGUUGUGCGAUUUGCGAGAUAUAAUGGAAAUAUCUCCAAUUACUUUAGACAUUAAAGCUCCACUUUCAUUAGUUGAGUAUAUAUUUACCAGGUUAGGCAAUCGGGUAAUCUCAAUAACUGACAAUGGAGAUUUUGUUGGGAUUCUUCACAAAAAACGAUUCAUUGACCAAUACAGAAAUAGGACGAUGCUUUAG